AUGUUUAGUAGUAGUAGUAGUAGUAGUAGUAGUAGUAGUAGUAGUAGUAGUAGUAGUAGUAGUAGUAGUAGUAGUAGUAGUAGUAGUAGUAGUAGUAGUAGUAGUAGUAGUAGUAGUAGUAGUAGUAGUAGUAGUAGUAGUAGUAGUAGUAGUAGUAGUAGUAGUAGUAGUAGUAGUAGUAGUAGUAGUAGUAGUAGUAGUAGUAGUAGUAGUAGUAGUAGUAGUAGUAGUAGUAGUAGUAGUAGUAGUAGUAGUAGUAGUAGUAGUAGUAGUAGUAGUAGUAGUAGUAGUAGUAGUAGUAGUAGUAGUAGUAGUAGUAGUAGUAGUAGUAGUAGUAGUAGUAGUAGUAGUAGUAGUAGUAGUAGUAGUAGUAGUAGUAGUAGUAGUAGUAGUAGUAGUAGUAGUAGUAGUAGUAGUAGUAGUAGUAGUAGUAGUAGUAGUAGUAGUAGUAGUAGUAGUAGUAGUAGUAGUAGUAGUAGUAGUAGUAGUAGUAGUAGUAGUAGUAGUAUUAGUAGUAGUAGUAGUAGUAGUAGUAGUAGUAGUAGUAGUAGUAGUAGUAGUAGUAGUAGUAGUAGUAGUAGUAGUAGUAGUAGUAGUAGUAGUAGUAGUAGUAGUAGUAGUAGUAGUAGUAGUAGUAGUAGUAGUAGUAGUAGUAGUAGUAGUAGUAGUAGUAGUAGUAGUAGUAGUAGUAGUAGUAGUAGUAGUAGUAGUAGUAGUAGUAGUAGUAGUAGUAGUAGUAGUAGUAGUAGUAGUAGUAGUAGUAGUAGUAGUAGUAGUAGUAGUAGUAGUAGUAGUAGUAGUAGUAGUAGUAGUAGUAGUAGUAGUAGUAGUAGUAGUAGUAGUAGUAGUAGUAGUAGUAGUAGUAGUAGUAGUAGUAGUAGUAGUAGUAGUAGUAGUAGUAGUAGUAGUAGUAGUAGUAGUAGUAGUAGUAGUAGUAGUAGUAGUAGUAGUAGUAGUAGUAGUAGUAGUAGUAGUAGUAGUAGUAGUAGUAGUAGUAGUAGUAGUAGUAGUAGUAGUAGUAGUAGUAGUAGUAGUAGUAGUAGUAGUAGUAGUAGUAGUAGUAGUAGUAGUAGUAGUAGUAGUAGUAGUAGUAGUAGUAGUAGUAGUAGUAGUAGUAGUAGUAGUAGUAGUAGUAGUAGUAGUAGUAGUAGUAGUAGUAGUAGUAGUAGUAGUAGUAGUAGUAGUAGUAGUAGUAGUAGUAGUAGUAGUAGUAGUAGUAGUAGUAGUAGUAGUAGUAGUAGUAGUAGUAGUAGUAGUAGUAGUAGUAGUAGUAGUAGUAGUAGUAGUAGUAGUAGUAGUAGUAGUAGUAGUAGUAGUAGUAGUAGUAGUAGUAGUAGUAGUAGUAGUAGUAGUAGUAGUAGUAGUAGUAGUAGUAGUAGUAGUAGUAGUAGUAGUAGUAGUAGUAGUAGUAGUAGUAGUAGUAGUAGUAGUAGUAGUAGUAGUAGUAGUAGUAGUAGUAGUAGUAGUAGUAGUAGUAGUAGUAGUAGUAGUAGUAGUAGUAGUAGUAGUAGUAGUAGUAGUAGUAGUAGUAGUAGUAGUAGUAGUAGUAGUAGUAGUAGUAGUAGUAGUAGUAGUAGUAGUAGUAGUAGUAGUAGUAGUAGUAGUAGUAGUAGUAGUAGUAGUAGUAGUAGUAGUAGUAGUAGUAGUAGUAGUAGUAGUAGUAGUAGUAGUAGUAGUAGUAGUAGUAGUAGUAGUAGUAGUAGUAGUAGUAGUAGUAGUAGUAGUAGUAGUAGUAGUAGUAGUAGUAGUAGUAGUAGUAGUAGUAGUAGUAGUAGUAGUAGUAGUAGUAGUAGUAGUAGUAGUAGUAGUAGUAGUAGUAGUAGUAGUAGUAGUAGUAGUAGUAGUAGUAGUAGUAGUAGUAGUAGUAGUAGUAGUAGUAGUAGUAGUAGUAAAGAGUAUUAA
Messenger RNA from Trichobilharzia szidati, 1902 nucleotides. The record is from the annotation of a GenBank genome assembly. Lineage: Eukaryota; Metazoa; Platyhelminthes; Trematoda; Strigeidida; Schistosomatidae.